AAAAAUUCAAAACCGGGACCUUAGGAUUAACACCUCUGAUUAUCUCCCACACUUAACCAAACUCUAUAGAUUUAGCCUUUAAAUCUAACCUUUGGAAUCAUAUAAAUUUGUUGACUUUCUUUCCAUAUUUUCUUUCAUUCCAAAAACCCAAAAUCACAGAGAUCGGAUUUUUGGUGUUAAGAAAAAUUCAAAUGGUUGUUUGCCAAGCUUCAAAGAUCCAUCUCCCAACUCCCUUUGCCUCACCUUCUUCUUCUAAAACUCCAACGUCUCUCCUCUUUGAACCCCAUUCUUUUUCCCUCGCCCUUUCCCACUCUGAUUCUUCUCUUUCCCUAUUUCCUUCCAUUUCCUUCCCUUUCUCUUCCACCCAAAAGUCCCUUUCUAUUCCUCCUCCUUCCUCUUCCUCCACUUUCCUUCUCCUCAAAACCCAAAAGUCUCCCAACCCCAGGGUCCUUUUCGUCGUUGCUGGCCCUUAUAAAGGUGGUUCCAAGGUUCUCCUUAGAUUUUUUCUUUAUAGGAAUGAUGGAAGCAAGGCUUUUGAGAAGGCUAAAGUUGUUUCCAAGCAAAACGGUAUUGAGUUUGAUGAUAAAGUUGGGGUUUUGAUUGAUGUCAGUCAUGGUUUGAAACUUAUGAUUUCUGGGUCUGUUAAUUUUUUUGCAUUGUAUUCGGUUUCAAGCUCCAAAGUUUUAAUCUUUGGGGUUAACUUGGUGGUUGAUACUGAUGAAAGUGAUGAUGGGGUCGCUUUUAAGCUCAUGAAAUUUGCUGUGAUUGAUUGUUUGAAGCCUGUUUUCUCGAUCAGUAUUUCGUUUGAAUGGUUGGUUUUAGGGGAGGAAAAUGGGGUUAAAGUUUGGAAUUUAAGAGAAUUGGUGAAAGGGAAAAAGGUAAAGAAAGUGAAGAAUUAUGGUCUUUCAAAUGGUGUAAUUGGAGAUAACAAUGGUGUUUCCAAUGGUGGAUCAAGUACUUCGGAGAUUGUUUCUAAUGGUCAUUUGGAUGGGAAGAUUGAAAAGCCAUCCGUUUCAGUGAAGCCAAGGUCUGGUAAACACAGACAAGAGUCUGCUGAACCAGGUGCAUGCUUUGUGCCAUUUGAGCCAAAGGAGGUUAAGGACUUGACAUCUGGGAAAGCGUCCUCUAUGUCUUUGAAGGCAAUUUCAAUUCAACCAUUGUCCUCUAAGAGGUUCUUGGUCUUGGAUACUGUUGGAGAUUUGUUUGUCUUGCAUGUAACAGACACAUCUGUUGGAUCAGAUGUCACCUGCUACAUGAGGCUAUUGCCACAUGUUAUGAAAGUGCAAAUGAUGGCUGUUUUUCCCGAUAUUUCUUCGAGAAGACAAACUGUUUGGAUAUCAGAUGGGCAUCAUUCCAUGCAUGUGGUGGACAUUAGCUCUGCUGUUAACGAAACUGAUAAAAGAGAGAUUGUUCAAGCAAUUUUUACUAGCGAAAAGAUCCAAGAUAUGAUACCUACGGCUGCAAACAGUAUUUUGAUCCUUGGACAAGGAAGCUUGUAUGCAUAUACUAAUUCCUGAAGUGGUUCGGCAACCAUAUCUUUUUGUGUGGUAUCCGUGUUCCAGGUUGUAUUUCGGUGAUUAUAUACCCUCAAUUUAUUCCUGGACCUGUUUUUUAGUGAGUACGAAUGGACUCUUGUGCAAAUGGCUAAUACAUUGAUUCUCAGAUCGUCAUUCCCUAAAUUUCAGUUGGCUAUCUUGCAUCUAGAGUACAGAGGAGUCUAAAGUCAAGAUCUGCAGUUGUCAUGUGUCUAAUGGUGUAUAAGGCUUCGAGGACAUGGACCUCUUGAAGAUAAUCACGGGACAAGUCAGAUGCUGCUGAUAGAGAUACGGGUCCUGAGAGAUAUUUGAUCUUUUUCAACUAUUCGUAGCCAACAUCUACCUCUGGCUCCAGUUAUGCUAGCCACAAAAUCAAUUUGCAACUGAAGCUUUGGUCGCCACAUUACUCCGUUUCAUCUUCGACGGCAAGCAAUAAAUUACAUCUUGUGGUGUUUACUGGAUGACUGAGGUGAUAAAGAUGGAAGCUAGUGUGUAUGAUCUUUUAUGAAACUCCAUUGUUGUAAAGCUUUUCUAAGGUUAGUCACUAUGUCAACUUCUGAGAAAUAAAAUCUGAAGGGGGUGACUUGACAAUUCAUGUAUUUUUAUCGUGUUCAUGUGUGAUUUCGAGUCAUAAUUUUGUUUAAUUUGUUCUAUAUUUAUAUAACUUUUGGCAUAGCUUUUGGCGUGUUCCUAUAUUUGGCCUUUCGUUUUCUUGUUUUGUCAUGUGCGGCGGACAUAUUAUGGUGUCUAACCUUGGAAGCAUUUGCUCAUGUUACAAUUUCAAGUAUAGCUAAGAAUGAACCUAUUUAGCUUUGUUUUUGGGCUUGGAUAUUGCUUUGCCAGUUUAUUUUACUUGUGAUAUAAUUACAAUUGCUCUACAAUUACAACCACUGCCUAUAAAUGUUCUCGAGCUCUCGAACUAGAUAUUAAGAUUCGACUCGUUCGGUAACUUGAGUUGUUCGUAUUUUUACAAUAACCUGAACUUGAAGGGUUAUUUAUUUAUUUAAAUUGAACUCGACAACUUAUGAGCACAGAUGUUAUUGGUGUGAUGUGAUAAUGGAUGCGUAUUCUUCACUCAGUACACGAGUGAAACACUUGUGAGCUGUUUCAGUCUGAUAUUAAGAUAUUGGAAUUUGUGGUUGAAAUUUUGAGUUAAAUUUGAAUAUUUUUCUAUGCAAAGACAUAACUACCAAGAUGUAAAUGAUGAUGAUUCAAGAUGGCGUCACUUUAUGUUGACAAAUAUGACAGCUAAAACGAUGAUAAGGUUGAAGAUGAAGAUGAAGAAUAGACCCAAACCAUUUGUAAUUUUUGUUUUCUUAUGUGGUUUUAUUUUUCUUCUUAAAAGAUAUUUUAUAUUCAUAUAAUAUUUGAUGCCGUAUUCUAAUAA
This is a messenger RNA of Gossypium arboreum, 2922 nucleotides long. RefSeq lists its product as uncharacterized. The record is from RefSeq and is a predicted model, not a curated record. The transcript is spliced from 7 exons. Bases 192 to 1517 code for a protein of 441 amino acids. Lineage: Eukaryota; Viridiplantae; Streptophyta; Magnoliopsida; Malvales; Malvaceae.